CCGAAAGCGAUGUGGGCUGCUUUCCCUCUGCUUCCGCAGGGCUCCUGGCGGGUGGCGGUGACCAAGUGGGUCCCGGGACUAGUGGCGAGACCUUAGGAUGCAUUAUAGCAUUGUCCUGAUUCUAUAAGUUUCCAUGUGUGUGGAUCCAAGAAUUUGUUGAGAGAUGGAAGAGCCUCAGAAAAACGACCUGAACGUGGCAGGGCAGGAGGAAGAUAGUCCAGUCAACAGCACCAGCCCUCAGAUUUCUGUGAAUGAAUUUUCCUGCCAUUGCUGUUACGACACCCUGGUUAACCCCACCACCUUGAACUGUGGCCAUAGCUUCUGCCGGCAUUGCCUAGCGUUAUGGUGGAUGUCUUCAAAGAAGACAGAGUGUCCAGAAUGCAGAGAAAAAUGGGAAGGUUUCCCCAAAGUCAACAUUCUCCUCAGGGAUGCCAUUGAAAAGUUAUUUCCUGAUGCCAUUAGAAUGCGAAUCGAAGACAUUCAGCAGAAUAACGACAUAGUGCAGAGUCUUGCAGCCUUUCAAAAAUAUGGGAAUGAUCAGAGUCCCUUAACUGCCAGCACAGCACGAGUGAAUCAGCAGAGAGGAGGGGGAUUCUUCUCUGGUGUACUCACAGCUUUAACUGGUGUGGCAGUCAUCCUGCUUGUGUAUCACUGGCGCAGCAGAGAGUCUGAGCAUGGCCUCCUGGUGCACAAGGCUGUGGCCAAAUGGACAGCAGAAGAAGUUGUCCUCUGGUUAGAACAGCUGGGCCCUUGGGCCUCUCUGUACAGAGAAAGGUUCUUAUCUGAGAGAGUAAAUGGAAGGUUGCUUUUAACUUUGACAGAGGAAGAAUUUUCCAGUGCACCAUACACCAUAGAAAACAGUAGCCACAGAAGAGUUAUCCUGAUGGAGCUGGAGCGUGUGAGAGCCCUGGGUGUGAAGCCACCCCAGAAUCUCUGGGAGUACAAGGCUAUCAACCCAGGCAGGUCCCUGUUCUUGCUGUAUGCCCUCAAGAGUUCCCCAAGGCUUGGCUUGCUGUACCUGUACUUGUUUGACUACACAGACUCCUUUCUACCCUUCAUCCAUACCAUCUGCCCUCUUCAGGAAGGCAGCUCUGGGGAGGACAUCCUCACCAAGCUUCUGGACCUGAGGGAGCCCACAUGGAGGCAAUGGAGAGAAUUCCUUGUCAAGUACUCCUUUCUCCCAUACCAGCUGAUUGCAGAGUUUGCCUGGGACUGGCUGGAGGUCCACUACUGGACAUCACGCUUCCUUAUCGUCAAUGCCAUGCUGCUGUCUGUUCUGGAGUUGUUCUCUUUUUGGAAGAUCUGGUCAAGAAGCGAGUUGAAGACAGUGCCCCAGAGGAUGUGGAGCCAUUUUUGGAAAGUGUCUACGCAGGGUCUAUUCAUGGCCAUGUUCUGGCCACUCAUUCCGCAGUUUGUCUGCAACUGUUUGUUUUACUGGGCUCUGUACUUCAACCCAAUUAUUAACAUUGAUCUGGUGGUCAAAGAAGUCCGGCGACUGGAAACCCAAGUGUUAUAAUCAGCCGCAAAGUCCAGGAGAGCCCUUGAAUCUCCUUGAUGUCCAAACUGUUGCAUUCAAAAGGCAAGCGACUCAUUUCUACCCCUGGUAAAGCAAGGUGCUGCUUCUACGAGUCAAGGCUUCAACCAGGUCCCCUCUUCCCCUGUCUCAAAAACAAAAACAAAGAAGGCCACCAUGGUCAGUAGCCUUAAUCUCAUGGACUGACAAGGCUCCCCAAACCAGGCUUAUUGAGGUCAGCCCUGUCCUAUGGGUCAAGUUCAGGAAAACAAGGAUAGGAUUUGGUCAUAGACAUAGGUAGUUUCAUACACAAAAUACAGAGAAAAGCCCAGAAUUCAAUCACAAUUUCUUAUUGAGUAGUUGGUAGAUUUCAGGGUAAAGCCAGCUUCAGGCUGAGUGAAGAUGGUCAGCUAUCUUAUUUCCUGUUUUGAUUAUUGGAAAUACAGCUGUCCUUCCUGUGACCAGGAAGCUGAAUGAGAUUCCCAUCAGGCUGAGACAGUCAGGUGACUGAGGGCACUGUUCGAGUUUCGCUUUGAGAAUUUAAUCUGCAGGAUAAAUCCAGUAUAGUCUAUUCAAGGAAAUAAUAUGUAAGCUGCUCUCAUACUGUAUAAUGUAUAAUCUUUAUUGUCCUGUUCUGGAGUGUAGCAGCAGGUAUAAUUAUGCCAAGUGCUGCGAUCAUAAAUAUGGAGUAAGCUGAAGAGUGACCUUUAUUUCCUGCUGCACAGCAGAUGUAGAGUGUGAGCUCAUCAGCCUUGGCCUUGUAGAAACAAGCUUACAUCCAAAGAGAGAGAAAGUGUGUGUGUGUUGGAGGGGGGGUGGUAAUUCAUUAACCCUUUAAGGUUUCACUUAAACUUUGCAUUUGAAAGUUUGGAAAAAUUACUUGAAAUAAAAAUUAAAGGUUUUUAUACAAAUGAAA
Molecule: messenger RNA, 2429 nt
Organism: Phodopus roborovskii (desert hamster)
Lineage: Eukaryota; Metazoa; Chordata; Mammalia; Rodentia; Cricetidae
Gene: Bfar
Product: bifunctional apoptosis regulator
Exons: 8
Coding region: 164-1516 (450 amino acids)
Biological process (GO): proteasome-mediated ubiquitin-dependent protein catabolic process
Cellular component (GO): nucleus
Molecular function (GO): ubiquitin protein ligase activity; protein binding
Source: RefSeq, a predicted model, not a curated record